GUUGUAACGGAGUGAGAGGCUCUUCCCUUUACAUGCAGCUAGCAAAACACUCCAACCAAAAGUUUUGGGGUUUUACAAACCCAGAGAGAGAAAACAAACCCAGGGAUAGAAAUGGAAACAAACUACUCAACUGUGAUGACAACUGAGGAUUAUAUGGACAGCACAGAGGAAGAAGUUUUUUAUUGUAACAGAGAAAUGAACCACGACUUUGGGGUCAACCUCUCCACAUACUAUCUGCUGCUCUUUACCUUAAGCUUGGUGGGAAACAGCUUGGUCCUCUACAUCAUCUGCAAGUAUGAGAAACUCAACACUGUGGGCAACAUCUUCCUUCUCAACCUUGUAAUUUCAGAUCUGAUCUUUACAUUUGGCCUGCCCUUCUGGGCCGUGUACCACCAUAUGUCUGAAUGGAUCUUUGGACGGGUCUGGUGCAAGAUCGUGGUCAGCAUCUACUUCCUGGGUUUCUACAGCUCCAUCUUGUUCCUGACUCUCUUGACCUUUGACCGGUACCUGGCUGUGGUAUAUGCUGUGCCGUCCACUAGGCUUCGAACAAGGAUUUAUGCUAUGGGGUCCUCAGCAGCUGUGUGGGCUAUCAGUUCCCUGGCCUGCAUCAAUCCAUUACUGCUCUAUGACCAGAAAUAUCAUUUUAUUCAGGGGUUUGUGUGCGACGAAGUUGCUACCGGCUUUGAGAUGUUCAAGCUGUCGGGAAGAUAUCUACAGUUUGGUUUCUUUUUCCUAUUUCCUCUCAUUAUUGUUUUCUACUGCUACAUUAGAAUUGCCAUGACGGUCAUCUCCUCCAGGAUGACGAACAAGUACAGGACAGUGAGACUCAUAUUUGUCAUAGUGCUGCUGUUCUUCCUAUGCUGGACUCCCUAUAAUGUGGUGUUGAUGCUUUACCUGAAUGUAAAUGAUGAAUGUGACAAAAUCCUUCAACUUGACCAAGCACUUCACAUUACUCGUAUGAUCACAUAUCUGUACUACUGCAUCAAUCCGAUCUUCUACACUUUUGUGGGGAGAAAAUUCCAGAAUCAUUUCAGGAAACUGCUUGUGAGACAUGUGCCGUGUCUGGAAAACCACGUCUCAGUCAAUGGUAGCAAGACAUUGUCCUAUAAAAACCCUCAAGUGGGCACUACUCAAACAGAUGUACAGGUUUGAUAUGUGAGUCCUGUGAAAUUGGACUAUGAGUCCUGUGUUUGGACUCUAAUAUUUGUUGAUUUACUAUCUGCAUUCUCAAAAAAAACUUUAUUCUAGAUCAGAUAGAACGAGAAAAUAUUCUACCUGGAACAAAACAAAGGGUAUUCUACAGAAACAGCUGCAACACCAUAUCCUGCCUGUUAUAGAGUGUGCACUUUUGCAUUUGCAUUUAUUGGCCUUGGGGCUUUAUAGUUAUGCCUACACAACCUAAAGUGCUUUGUAACA
Esox lucius (northern pike) is the source of this 1416-nucleotide messenger RNA. RefSeq names its product C-C chemokine receptor type 3-like. Gene Ontology annotation, biological process: immune response; chemotaxis; G protein-coupled receptor signaling pathway. Lineage: Eukaryota; Metazoa; Chordata; Actinopteri; Esociformes; Esocidae. Bases 112 to 1152 code for a protein of 346 amino acids. The transcript has 2 exons. The record is from RefSeq and is a predicted model, not a curated record. Gene Ontology annotation, cellular component: membrane. Gene Ontology annotation, molecular function: chemokine receptor activity.